AUGUCACCAAUACCAAAUAUUAUCGGGAUUACAGGGCAUAUCAAAGAUGUCGCUGAUAUGACACAAGUUGAGCUCACAGUUAUGGAAACGAUCAUAUAUGGCUUCUUCGCACCAUUAGGAAUCAUAUGUAUGAUUUUUAUCAUUACCACGUGGACUGCGAUACUUAUGGCCUCCAUCCAUGAAGCAAUACAGGAUUGGACAUAUGGCUGGUUGGCAGUAAGCGAGAAGAGACCGACGUCGAAACCGACUAGCAUAUAUCUCGUUCUAGAUGAUGAGGCAGCGAGAAGCCCACUUUUGGAUGUCAAAAAAUGGUCGGAAGAUGAGAGAGGGGGAGAGGACUUCUCCAGCAGCGAUGGAUUACCGAAUUACGGAACGAUAUCACAGGUGCCGAGACAUGAGACUGAUGAUGUUUGGGAAAGUACAGCAGCGUCUAAAGAGAUGACAAAGGUGUCGUCAAAUCCUUAUCAAAUAUAG
Botrytis byssoidea is the source of this 474-nucleotide messenger RNA. RefSeq lists its product as uncharacterized. The record is from RefSeq and is a predicted model, not a curated record. The coding region runs from base 1 to 474 and encodes 157 amino acids. The transcript has a single exon. Lineage: Eukaryota; Fungi; Ascomycota; Leotiomycetes; Helotiales; Sclerotiniaceae.